CACACAGAGCCUCCAGACCAUCCAGCUACACGUGUCCAAGGCGCACCAGCAGAAGCCUGCAUUACAUCAGAAGAGCCCCCUCUGGCGGAGGUACAAGCUACAGACCUUCUUCGCCGAAAAGCAGUACAUCCGGUAUUUUGUGGCGGAUGACGCCAAAGGAGCCGCAGACGCCGGCACAAAGAGCUUAGAUCCAAGGGAGGCAGACUUCUUCAAACAGCUUAGCGAGGACGUAGCGGUUGUAGAGGAGGAUGCUAAAGCAGAAGCCAACGUCGUUUAUGGCUUCGGUAGCCAUAAAUCUGCUGUGGUGCCGUGGCUUCGACGGACGGGCAUCGAGGAGCACACGCGGGGCUUGAAGAAGGACGAGAUGCACGCCUCGUUUGCGGUGCCAAAGACUGCCGAGAGCGAGCCCGAGUUGUUUUUAAUGCUGGAAAUCAUGGACGAGAUCUUUACAGAGGCACACAGCUGGUGCUUCGACGGUCCCGACUGCAUGCUGACCUGGCCACGGCAGCUAGCGCUGAGCCGCUUCCACACUGCUGCUGCCUCAGGGCAGAAACUACGCGCGUUCGACCCCAAGAAGGAGCCUAAUACGCUUAAGACCAACUUUGGCUACUGGAAGCAGUUUUUGACUUAUUGCUACUAGGUGGCCUACCGCGGUAGCCACUUUACUACGGCAGACGACGACUAGCGGACCCCUGAAAGCAGCAUCCAGCUCACGGGUGCCCAGGAAAAGGCGUGGGAAGCGGCCUUCCAAAGUGCUGUCGAGCAGGACCGGCCUGCGCUAAGAGAUGCUAUAUCCGUCCUCUUAAUGGCGCUGAUCUGCCACGAAUUUGGAGGCAAUCGGUACAGCUCCCUACUGCUUAGCUUCUGUGCUAUGCUCAGCAUUAAGCUGUAUACUAAGA
Messenger RNA from Mollisia scopiformis, 899 nucleotides. RefSeq lists its product as uncharacterized. The transcript has a single exon. The record is from RefSeq and is a predicted model, not a curated record. Lineage: Eukaryota; Fungi; Ascomycota; Leotiomycetes; Helotiales; Mollisiaceae. The annotation marks the transcript as partial.